This is a messenger RNA of Knipowitschia caucasica, 879 nucleotides long. The record is from the annotation of a GenBank genome assembly. Lineage: Eukaryota; Metazoa; Chordata; Actinopteri; Gobiiformes; Gobiidae.
AUGGUUUUUACUGCUUUUGCAUCCACUGGCACAUAUCCAUUUUUGCAGUCCACUGGUAACGUUUCAGAUGAGUACACAACAGAUAUCACACCGAGCGGCUGGACUUUUGCAAUCUGGGGGAUCAUUUACGCAUUUAUGGCUGCAGUGCUGGUUUAUGUUCUCUCUACGCUUUUUAGGAAGAAUGCAUAUGGCUAUGUGUACUGUAGCCCAGCAGUUCUUCCACAUGGAUUCUUCCUCAUGUUGUGCUUAAAUCUGGGCUUUAAUGUCGGAUGGCUUUUUCUGUGGGACAGGGGCAUGUUGAUUCCUGCGCUGAUCUUCCUCAUCUUCAUUGCCAUAACUAAUUAUGCAGUCAUCGCCUUCUCCUGCAUUGGUCUGCAUGCUUACGGAGCCUGGCUGCAUAAGUACCACAGAGCUGAUUUGUAUCUCAUUCGUGUGCUGGUCCAGAACGGUAUUGCUAUAUAUGCAACAUGGACAACUAUUGCAUCUCUGGUGAACCUGAAUAUAGUGCUGGUCACUGAGGCAAACAUGUCCCAAAAUGAUGCUGCAACAACAACUCUGUCUAUUCUGCUGGUGGUAAUAGUUACAUGGUUUGUCCUAGAAAACUGGUUGUUGGAGAAGCAUGUCCGUUACAUUGUGUCUAUUUACCCCUCUGUCAUAUGGGCUCUGGUUGGGGUUUUCACAAAAAAUUUCGAUCCAGAAAUCACAUCUCGAAAUGACAUUUUCAUUGUUUCUCUUCUUUCUGUGGGCUGCUUCCUGAAUGCUGUUCGAAAAGCUCUGGUGGUCUGGAGACACCUCAAACAACCGCUUUAUAACCGCACAGAUCCAGACGACAUGUCUCCUAUGGAGAUAGCAAAGAAGCAGAAAACCCUUUUUAAAUGA